GGGAGACCUCUAUUAGGGGCACACGACAUCCGUACUCACGGAUGCAGGGUACUAUGUACCAUUUGAAUCCUGCAGAGGUGCGACGGAGGAGAGCGACCUUCCGUUUGGAUAAAGAAACGCUUGAAAGGCGUAUUGACCCUGCAGUGGUAGAUACAAGCGUAUCUGCAGAGGUUUAUACUGAUAUCAUUGCUCUGUAUCCGGGAGAAUGCCUAACUCUGCAUCGAGGAUUCCACUUUAGGGUGCUACGCGGCGCUGUGGAGUUAAACGGUCACGUUUACUCGCCCCGGAAGACAUCUUAUACCAAAGUUCUUAUUCCACCAUGGGUUCCUCCGGAGCGAAUGGUCGCUCUUUGUUCAGGGGAUCAUGGCAGCCCAAAAUGGAAACAUCGCGAAUGUGCCCAAUGUCUUCGUAUUGUUACUGAAAACUUUAUCGGUGGUGGAUGUUGUUCCACUAGGUCUCGAGUCAAUGAAGAUGGGACACUUAUGGAGAAACAUUUCGGUUUCCCAAACCCAAUAGGAGGCUAUAUUACAGACCAAACCGGUUUAUAUCGUGAAGCUGUGGAUUAUUACGACAACGAACGCAAGGCGUCAAGGAAGACCACGCUGAUCUCUUUUAUCAAACACACUAGUGCAUUCGGGUCUAUCGCAACAAGCUCUAUAUUCACUUAUAAAGGACUAAUGAAAAUAAUCGUGCCUCAGUUAAUAUAUGCCGCAAGGUCGCUGUUGCAAGUUUGUACCAAGGGAGACAGACCACCGGUGCUAAUGUUACAUGGUGACAAAAGUGCUGGGAAGUCUACUGCAAUUGCUUUUAUUGUUAAUUACCUUUUGAAUUUCGUUAAAACGGUAGCACUUUUGGAUACCGAUGUUGGUCAGCCCAUAUUUGGAGCGCCCGGGACUAUAAGCUUGAAAUUCAUCGAUCAGCCUAUAAACGGGCAGCCACAUGCAUUAGUUGGUGGCAGCCGGCCAGAUGUAUCCUAUCUCUUGGGUGAUGUGAAAGUAACAAAACCCAGUAUGUUGCUCCGGCACGUUUACCACUGCUUCGAGAUAUAUUCGGGCGCCGUGGGUGACGAUAGGACUGUGCCUUUAUUGGUAAACACAUUUGGAUGGAUAUCUGGCAUGGGUGCCAAGGUCCUUGAGGCUAUUGCAGCAAUAACUAAAACCACUAUCAUGCUGAGGCUGCAUUCCAAACACUUGAAUGACAGCGUUGCGCAGCAUAUAUACAAUCAUGCUGAUUUGGAAAAUGUUAUAAAAUCCAACCUAGAGGUCACUGUUGACGCGCCAGGGCAUGCUACAGAUGUCUCGCCGGAGGCGCUGGUCUACAAAUCAAUAGUGGAGGAAUGCGGAGCAUCACUUCCGUGGUAUAAGGACGAAUCGAUGAUAAUAGACGCCCUAUCGCACUCACAGGCCUCGAAACUUGCUACUAAAUCGGCGUUAUCGCUACAGGAACACUCUAGAGAGGAGCCAUGCUGUAACAUGUCCACUUGGAACCGAUUCAAGAAGGUACAUCAGAACGAAUCAGAAAUACCAACCCCGAAUGAUUUGCGUUGGUUAAGAGCCUGUGCCUUAUUAAAUAGCGCCUAUGGUGACGCUAUGCACUUUCCACAGCUACAAAUGGAUGAAUUCUUUGGCGGCAUCAGAACAGUUACAUUCAGGAGAUAUAUACAUUUUCCCAAGCUAUUUAAAUUACCAAGGCAAUAUAUAAUGGAUGUUGAAAACAGCUCCUUUGUACUCCAAAUCAACUUACCCACGGGUGACAUCGAUGAGGUUUGCCCAUUUAUUGCCGGAAGUAUGGUAGCAUUAUGUCGUGGAAAGUGUGACCAUAUGCUGACAAACUAUAUUUCCGGGGAUUGGGAAUUCAUCUGCUAUGUAUAUGUACACUACUUCAACGCAGAAAAUAUGACGAUGCUAAUAUCACAUUCUCAGGAGAAUUCGCCAUCAGAGUUUUCUGAUGCCAACAUUAUAGUUAUAUGCCAAGCUGUGGGCCUAGACAUCACACCAACUAAAGCGUGCCCUCAGUCCAAGUUCGGGUGUACUGAGAACAGUUGUAAUAAAGAUGAUACCUGCUGGAGGCAACGGGACGUAUCCACUUCCCAGUUUGUCCCCUUCCGGAGGAACAGUCUGCUGCACAUGAUAAACACUCCUGGUGCUGGUACGGCCUCUGGGAAUUCGAGAAAGAAUAUCAAACGCUAUAGACCAGAUCCCCAAACUUGACUUACAUAGACCGUGUGUCGCGUCAUCU
Molecule: messenger RNA, 2238 nt
Organism: Babesia bovis T2Bo
Lineage: Eukaryota; Apicomplexa; Aconoidasida; Piroplasmida; Babesiidae
Product: polynucleotide 5'-hydroxyl-kinase family protein
Exons: 9
Coding region: 42-2210 (722 amino acids)
Biological process (GO): cleavage in ITS2 between 5.8S rRNA and LSU-rRNA of tricistronic rRNA transcript (SSU-rRNA, 5.8S rRNA, LSU-rRNA)
Cellular component (GO): nucleus
Molecular function (GO): polynucleotide 5'-hydroxyl-kinase activity
Source: RefSeq, a predicted model, not a curated record